GGACAGAGCGGUGCUGUGAGGAGCCCCCACACAGUGCACUCGUUCUUGUCUGACCCAGAGGUUUUCUGAGGCGUUGUUCCUGCAGCUGACCUCAAGGCCAGAGCACAGGACCUGGUGACCUGUGGCCUUCCGAGGCUUCUGUUCUGCAGGUGCCCUCGAGGGCAGAGCUUGGGACUUGGUGCCCUGGACCUUUUCCAAGGCCUCUGUCUUGCAACUAGCUCCAGUCACUGACAUGGAGCAGAGACCCCCGAGAGUACCCAAGAUGGCCUGGGUGGAGGAGGAGGAAGAAGGCUCUGGAGCUGCCACAGCAGAGCAGACAGAAGAGGUGGUGCCAUUCCAUCCACCACAGGAGGAUGCAGCCGUGGAGCGCACACAAGAGCAGCAAUCCAGCCGUGGCCGCUUCCGCAGAACAGCGCAGCUCGUUUGCAAAUUCAUCAAGAGGAUUCGGCAGGAAGAGACCAUCACCAGGGGAGCUGCGUACAGACCAUACUCGCCCAUCUUCCAAAGCAAGACCAGUGCUGCCCUGCUGUAUAUUCUUGUAGAGGAAGAUUGUUACCAUCCAAAGCAAGUAAGCAGCCUGUGGCCAGGGUUUGAUCCCCCAAGGAAUUGCUUGGUCUCCGAAGCCACGCCUGCUGGUCCUUGUGAGCCUCUGAAGCCAUCGCAGUGUGAUGGGAAGGGAAGAACAUCUCUGGGGAAGCUGGGGACAUUGCUCCCUCUGGCAGCUUUCCAAGUCUCCCUGUGCCUUCUCCAGGUGCCCGCCAUGGUGAGGUACAUCCACCAGUGGCUCCUGGCCAAUGAUUCCGCUGAGCACAGGCUGGACAAGACCCUGCUGAAUCUCACUGAAGCACUGACAAAUGACGCAGUCAUGACGCUCCUGCGUGUGGCCCCGUCCUGUGACAGAGCUGCCAUGGCCAUGUGGAAGACCAUCAUGGGCUCAAGCAGGACUGCAAAGCCAGUGCAGCUGACACUCCUGGAUGUGCUGGGGAACUGGCCAGUGUGUAGCACGUGCACCUCCGAUGGGGACAAAACGGGUGUCUUUGCCCUGGCUGUCCUCGAGUGCCUGGACUUGAGGGAAUGCAGCGACAGUGUUCUGGAGAUCAUGACAAAGAACCUGCGGAGCGAGGACGGGGAGAGGCGUCACUUGGCACUCCGAGGCCUCGUGGUGCUGGGCAAGAAUCCCUUGAUGCUGCCCGAGUGCUUCGGGACGGGCUUUGGCCUAUAG
Passer domesticus (house sparrow) is the source of this 1222-nucleotide messenger RNA. RefSeq lists its product as uncharacterized. Lineage: Eukaryota; Metazoa; Chordata; Aves; Passeriformes; Passeridae. The transcript is spliced from 6 exons. The coding region runs from base 233 to 1222 and encodes 329 amino acids. The record is from RefSeq and is a predicted model, not a curated record.